UUUUAACACGUAAUUUACCGAAUGCUGUUUUUUUUAUAAAAAACAUGGCAAAGGUUGAGAAACGUAGGCAUGCUUCAUGAUGCGAUUCCUUAUCCCAACAACAGAGUUAAUCAUCCCAUGCAUGUCAAGGUAGCCAGAAGACGCUUCCAGUCUAAGAAGGAUGCUUCAUCCUUUGGAUGGGUGUAUUCUGGGUCCCAUAACUUCAGUGCCGCUGCUUGGGGAUGCCCAAUUUCUAAUCCACUCAGGACAAAGGCUGUUGGAGCUGUGAAGACAAAUUCUGUAUUGGGUUCAAGAAUUCACGUCUGUAACUACAAGCUUGGUAUCGUUUUCAUCGUUCCACCAUUAGAUGCAAACGGUAGUCCUAACCAUAAGAGUAGGAGUUUGGAGGAUAUCAUAUUGCCAUUUGUCGUGCCUGCUCCGAAAUACAGACCCAGUAACACACCAGCAACAGAACAGGCUAUGAGAGAAGCAUUGGCUGAAUGGGAGAGAGAGAUAUCUCUGGAAGCAGUUGCAUCUGGAGAAUUGAUGGAAGAAGAGAUCCCAGAUGAAGAAGAGGAAGUUUUGGACGCAACUGAUUAUGUCGCGAAGGAGCGGAAAGAUGAGAAAGCUUAUGCUGAUAUACUAUGGAGCCAAAGUUGAUUCAUCUGAGCUUCUGAUUAAAUUGCUUGUUGAGAGGAAAGUAAUAGAUGGCUUGAAAUGUUGAUGUAUGUACUUCCUCCAGAGAAAUGUAAAAUCUGAAAAGAAUGUUGUAUUCUAUAUCUCUAGAUUAGAUUGGAGGGGGGAUUGAUGUAUAUACACUUGGUUUUAGGAUUGUAGAUUUUAGAGGUGCCAUUCUUUGGGGAAUUUGAAGGGUUGGUAUACCAAAGGACUAUUCUUUUCAUCGAUUUGUGAUUGUAUUGGGGGUUGAGCAGGUCUUUAGAUUACUAUUGUUUAUAUACUAGUGGCAUGAACUGAAAUAAAGAAAGAAUGAGAUUGCAAGAAAGUGUUGAUCUGUCUUCAUUUUCAUGCUUGCCUUCAAUUUUUAUAAGCAGUGGCCUUGGAGUUUCCUAUUUGAAGUUGGUUACACCAGAAUGAUUGGAAUAAAUUGUUAAAA
Molecule: messenger RNA, 1093 nt
Organism: Camellia sinensis
Lineage: Eukaryota; Viridiplantae; Streptophyta; Magnoliopsida; Ericales; Theaceae
Source: RefSeq, a predicted model, not a curated record